AUGGCGUCAUCACCCUCGUCGCCCACGUCUUCUUUCUUCUCCCGCUUCCUCUCCUCGGCACUCCGAUCGAAACCGCUGUCUCCGGCGGGGGAUACUGCCGUCCUCACGAGCUCCGGCGAUGGCCUGGUACGGCGGCUGGGCCUCUUCGAUUUGAUCCUGCUUGGCAUCGGCGCGUCAAUUGGCGCUGGUAUCUUUGUCGUCACCGGCACCGUCGCUCGCGAUGCUGGUCCCGGAGUCACUAUUAGUUUCACUGUAGCAGGGGCUUCUUGCGUGCUCAAUGCACUCUGUUAUGCUGAACUAGCCACUCGCUUUCCGGCGGUUGUCGGGGGAGCGUAUUUGUACACGUACUCGGCUUUCAAUGAGCUUACAGCUUUUCUCGUGUUUGCUCAGUUGAUGCUCGACUAUCAUAUUGGUGCUGCCAGCAUAGCACGUAGCCUGGCGAGCUAUGUAGUAACCGUCCUUGAGCUGAUUCCUUUCCUCAAGGAUAGCAUUCCCAGCUGGGUUGGGCAUGGUGAAGAAGUUUUUGGAGCUAUAUCUAUUAAUAUAUUAGCUCCUAUACUGCUUCUGCUUCUAACUGUGAUUCUGUGUUGGGGAGUUGGAGAGUCUUCGUUACUGAACUCAAUCAUGACAAUUACAAAGGUGCUCAUUGUUCUCUUUGUCAUCCUUGUUGGAGCAUUUAAGGUCGACAUAUCAAACUGGACUCCUUUUGCCCCAAAUGGAGUAAAGUCAAUAUUGACUGGGGCAACAGUCGUCUUCUUUUCAUAUGUUGGAUUCGACGCGGUUGCUAAUUCUGCUGAGGAAUCCAAGAAGCCCCAGAGGGACUUACCUUUCGGCAUAAUUGGUAGUCUGAUCGUGUGUGUGGCACUGUACGUUGGGGUCUGCUUGGUAAUUACUGGGAUGGUACCGUACCAAUAUCUUGGGGAAGAUGCUCCUCUAGCUGAGGCUUUCACCUCCAGGGGCUUGAAAUACGUAUCUGUCUUAAUCAGUUUUGGUGCCGUUGCUGGACUCACAACCACACUCUUAGUUGGGCUUUAUGUUCAGUCUCGGUUGUACCUCGGGCUUGGUAGGGAUGGUUUGUUACCAGCCAUAUUUGCCAGAGUACACCCAAAACGGCAUACCCCAGUUCAUUCACAAGUUUGGGUUGGUCUUGUUGCCAGCAUCCUGGCUGGACUGUUUAACGUGCGGAUACUCUCACAUAUUCUGUCAGUUGGAACAUUGACUGGCUACUCAGUUGUCUCAGCAUGUGUAGUGAGCCUUCGCUGGAAGGAUAAGACUCCUAGCCGGGCUUAUAGUGGGAGCAUUUCCAAAAGGGCAGAAGGCAUUAUCUGUCUUCUUGCUGUAGCCUUUUGUGGUUUUGCAGCCGGAGUCCUGUUCCGUUAUGAUGCUUCCUUUGUUUAUCUGCUUUUAGCUGCUGCGAUUGCAAUAUUUUCUGCUGCAGCUCUUCAUCUUCGACAAGUUUAUGCCGUGCCACCUGGUUUUUCCUGUCCCGGAGUUCCAAUCAUUCCAUCUGUCAGUAUAUUCUUCAACAUUUUUCUGUUCGCUCAGCUUCACUACGAAGCCUGGGUGAGAUUUGUAGUGCUCAUCAUUAUCACAAUCGGCAUAUACGCGUUCUAUGGGCAGUAUCAUGCAGACCCUCUGAGUUCUAAUUCAUCCAUUAUUUACCAUCAAGCACCCGCUGACGAAGCUCAGUAA
Messenger RNA from Striga hermonthica, 1692 nucleotides. Lineage: Eukaryota; Viridiplantae; Streptophyta; Magnoliopsida; Lamiales; Orobanchaceae. The record is from the annotation of a GenBank genome assembly.